Messenger RNA from Silurus meridionalis, 1015 nucleotides. It is a transcript of the gene epgn, whose product is annotated as epithelial mitogen homolog (mouse). The record is from RefSeq and is a predicted model, not a curated record. Gene Ontology annotation, biological process: epidermal growth factor receptor signaling pathway; positive regulation of cell population proliferation; positive regulation of mitotic nuclear division. NCBI's taxonomy places the organism in Eukaryota, Metazoa, Chordata, Actinopteri, Siluriformes, Siluridae. Bases 193 to 639 code for a protein of 148 amino acids. The transcript is spliced from 5 exons.
CUGUGGACAGGAAACACUUUGUUAAACAGAUCCUUUAAAGCUGAUUGGCUGAAUGUUGGACACAUCACAGGGGUAACUGAGGCUAAAUGUGGGUGCUGAGGGGCAGAAACUGAGCAAAUUGUCUUACUAACACUGAUACUGAGUGACUGUGAGUGAGUUUUGAAGAGAUCAUCAUUAUCGUAAGGAAGGAGGAUGUUGAAGUGUGUAAAGAAAUUGCUGUGUGAUGGUGUUCUCGCUCUGGUGUCAGUGUCACUGUUUUGCAGCCAAACAGUCGAAAGUGUUGAGAACAAAUCAAUACUGAAACUCGACAACCUCACACAAUAUGAACCCCGGGUUCUCCCCAUGCUCAAGCUUUGUUCAGGACAACAUGAGAGCUUUUGCAUUAAUGGUCUCUGUUCUUUUCAUGAAAAUAUCAACACACCGUCCUGCACGUGUCACUCAGGAUUUAUCGGUGAACGGUGUGAGAUCUUUAAUCCGGGCUUACCUGUGACAAGCCCCUUUAAACUGGAGGAAGUGAUCUCUAUCAGCUGUGGAGUGAUUGUGCUGCUUGUGUGUGUGUGUGCGCUCAGCUACUGCUGCUACAGGAAGUGUGGCAGAAAACCGACUCCUCCAUAUAAAAACCAGGAGAACAGUGUAUGAGAGGGAAGGCGACACACACUUUGGAGAAAUGAAACAGCCAGACGGAUUGGUCACAUGACCACUUACUAUACACUGCAAACACAUAACACUCUAUCAAGACUGUAACUCUAACACAACCCUGUUAUGACUGUAACACAAACACAACACUAGCAAGACUGUAACACAACACUGAAACAACAUUGUAACAAGACUGAAACUCUUAACACAACACAAACAAGACUAACUCUAACACAACACCAACAUUUUUACACAACACUGUAACACAAUACUAACACAAACAACUCCACACUUCUGUAUUUAUACUUUAUUAUAAAAAUGUAUUAUUAUUUUGAUAUUUAUUUAUAAUUUUGAUCAAUAAAUCCCUUGUACACUGUUG